AUGGCUUCGAUUGCUGCUGGACGAUCGGCGUGCGAAAUUAUUGGGAUCGUGACAGGAUGCAGCGAAAGACAUGCGGUGGUAUGGAUUGAGAGCGAAAAACGCGAGGAAAAAAUACAGCUUGUUGAUUGCUCCGAGAAUAUCCGACUUGGUGACUGGCUCGAUCUUACAAUACCACGUGAAAUCCGUAAAAUCGAACCUCGCCUGGAGACACGAGUACUGGAAAAUGGAAUUGUUCAGGUAUUAACUGAGGUGAAAUAUGAUGGUUCUUCUGAGAAGAUUGGUCACGGCACUGUGAUGGAUUCGCGGCAUUUCGGUCGGGUGGCUAUGUUUGUUCCAGUAUUAACUGAGGUGAAAUAUGAUGGUUCUUCUGAGAAGAUUGGUCACGGCACUGUGAUGGAUUCGCGGCAUUUCGGUCGGGUGGCUAUAAUCCCGUCGGAGGAGCGUUGGUACGAGAAAGUGAGUGGCGUUUAUUGGUUCGUAUCACCUGACCAAAUACUUCACAGGGGUUUUUCGAAGCGAAAUGGUUGGAGAAACGAAGCAGAUGAGGAAUCGUGCGAAGAAUGCUAA
Messenger RNA from Gongylonema pulchrum, 567 nucleotides. The record is from the annotation of a GenBank genome assembly. Lineage: Eukaryota; Metazoa; Nematoda; Chromadorea; Rhabditida; Gongylonematidae.